AUUAUAUACUAUAAUAUUUAUUUGAACUUUUCUAGUCUUCAAAAUUAUAUAAUUCUACUGAGUACUGAGGGGAUCCACUUUCCUACAAAGGUGAAAGGUCCAUUGAUAUUAGCACAAAAUGUAACAAUAGAUUUUUAAAUAUCGAUUAAAACACCAUUAAAUACACAUAUUAAUAGAAUUACUACUUAAGUUACCACUACAACCACAGAUUAAUUAUUCAGUGUUAUUCAUUCUGUGCUGCGACUACCACUACCUACAAUUAGACAUUGUACUACUACUCUAACUGCAUAACUCAGUCAUUCCAUCAACCUCUUUUAGACGUAUUUUGUUGAAGUUCAUUUAUUACUGAAACCGCAAAAUGGAAUAUAGAUACAAUACAGAUAUUUCUGAUUAUAAAUAUUCUGUAUCAGAUUUCGUAUUAACGAGAGAACAGCGGGAUUUUUAUGAAAAAAAUGGAUAUUUAGUAAUUCCUAAAUUAAUACCUGAUUAUUUGUUGGACAGAUGCUGCAACCGAUUUAUGGACUUAUGUCAUGGCAGAGUUCCACGGAAUCAAAUAACUAUGAUGAAAGACAUAUCCCGCAUGAAAGUAGGUAAUCAAGGAGAAUACUUAUUUGGUAAAGCACAAGAUAUUCUCUGGGAUGAAGAAUUUUAUGAGUAUGCUAGAUUCCCAAAGAUGUUGGACUAUAUAGAAAGCUUUAUUGGACCUAAUGUUAUGGCUAUGCAUUCAAUGUUUAUUAAUAAACAACCAGAUAUUGGUACCAAUAGCUCUCGCCACCCAGUUCAUCAAGAUCUUCAUUAUUUUCCAUUCCGUCCUGCCAAUUUGAUUGUAGCGUCUUGGACAGCUUGUGUUCCAGUUACUGUGAACAAUGGAUGUCUAUAUGUAUUACCAGGAACACAUACCGGUGAUUUGUACCCUCAUAACUAUCCAGAACCCAAAGAUGGAGAAAUUAAUAAAAUGUACCACGAAGUAAAGACAAACAAUAAUCAUGAUGGUCAUAGAAAGGUGUUUUUGGAAAUGGAUAAAGGUGAUACAGUAUUUUUCCAUCCUUUGUUGCUUCAUGGAUCAGGAAUAAAUAAAACACAAGGUUUUCGUAAAGCAAUUUCUGUUCAUUAUGCUUCAUCCAACUGUAAUUAUAUAGACGUGUCUGGUACAACUCAAGAUAACAUAAAAAAUGAAAUAAUUGAUGUAAUGGCUAAAAAAGGAAUAACAAAUGUUGAUUACACGUUUGCCUGGAAACAUCGUUGUAGACUUAUACGCGGAGUCAAAGCAAAUUUGUAGAUGUAUAAUACAUUCUAAUAUUCAAAUAGGGUUGUGGAUUUUAUGUUACCUAGUUUAUGUUAUAUUUACAUAACUAACUUCUAAUAUUAGUGAUAAUUAUAUAAGCUUAUAGCACUUACUGUUUAAAUUAUAUAAUAUUUAUUUUAAUAUUUUGAUGGUAUUAGGAGGUACCUUAUUUUAAAAUUAUCUACAGUUUAUUUUUAUAUUCUUUUUUUAAAAAUGUAUUUAUUGGAAUCAAUAGGUGUAUGGGUGUAUAAUAGUUCUCAGUCAUUUGGACUUCAUACUUUUUAUGAGCAAAUAGGUAAUAUGAAUGAAACGUUAACAUAACAAUCAGCUAUUAUAAACACAAUUUUAAGACCAAAUGUAAUACUAUUAAUGGUGGGGUACUCAUAUGUUAAAAUAAAAAUACAACUUUCAAACA
Metopolophium dirhodum (rose-grain aphid) is the source of this 1700-nucleotide messenger RNA. RefSeq names its product phytanoyl-CoA dioxygenase, peroxisomal-like. The transcript is spliced from 9 exons. The coding region runs from base 359 to 1279 and encodes 306 amino acids. Gene Ontology annotation, biological process: fatty acid alpha-oxidation. The record is from RefSeq and is a predicted model, not a curated record. Lineage: Eukaryota; Metazoa; Arthropoda; Insecta; Hemiptera; Aphididae. Gene Ontology annotation, molecular function: phytanoyl-CoA dioxygenase activity.